Molecule: messenger RNA, 531 nt
Organism: Arachis duranensis
Lineage: Eukaryota; Viridiplantae; Streptophyta; Magnoliopsida; Fabales; Fabaceae
Exons: 3
Coding region: 1-531 (176 amino acids)
Molecular function (GO): RNA-DNA hybrid ribonuclease activity; nucleic acid binding
Source: RefSeq, a predicted model, not a curated record
AUGCCCUUUGGACUCAAGAACGCAGGAGCUACCUACCAAAGACUGAUGAAUAAAGUCUUCGCCUACCACAUCGGAAAACUAAUGGAGGUCUAUGUAGAUGACAUGCUGGUAAAAACACAAAAUGAGGAAUCGUUGUUAUCCGACCUCACUAAAGUGUUCGACACCAUAAGAAAGCAUGUCGAGUUAUCGGAAUUCGACCUCAAAUAUGAAGCUCAGACAGCUAUCAAAUCAAAGUACCUGGCCAACUUCAUUGCCGAGUACAUUGACACCCCGGGAACUUCUACAAAAUGGAAUCUCUAUGUGGUGGCUCCUCAAACAAGACUGGGAGUGGCACAGGCUGAAUAUGAGGCACUACUAGCUGGCUUAAGGCUGGCCAGAGAGGUAGGACUCCAGAAGCUUACCAUCUUCAGUGAUUCACAAGUAGACACCUCACAAAUAGAAGGGAACUACCUAGCUAAGGAUCCCACCUUGAAAAAAUACAUAGAGAAAACCAGAGAACAGCUCAGACAAUUUGGGGGAUAUGAGGUCUGA